AUGACAGCUGCCGGUGUGCCAUGUGUCCCAGGUUAUCAUGGACGAAAUCAAGAUCCAGUCUUCCUAGAAGAGCAGGCGGACCAGAUCACAUACCCGGUGCUUAUCAAAGCCGUCAAAGGAGGUGGCGGAAAGGGCAUGCGUAUAGCCAGUUCCAAGGCGGUGUUUCAAGCUCAGCUUGAGUCGGCUAAGUCAGAGGCCAUGAGUUCAUUUGGAGAUGAUAAUGUGCUGGUGGAGAAGUAUAUCACUACACCGCGGCACAUUGAAGUCCAGGUAUUUGCAGACCAGCAUGGAAACUCUGUUGCACUAGGAGAGCGAGACUGCAGUAUUCAACGGAGACACCAGAAGGUUCUAGAGGAAUCUCCAGCGCCUCAUCUCCCUGAUGCAACUAGAAAGGACCUCUGGGCAAAGGCGCGGUCAGCUGCAGAGGCCGUCGGUUACGAAGGUGCUGGUACAGUGGAGUUUAUUUUUGAUAACGACUCCGGGGACUUUUACUUUAUGGAGAUGAACACUCGCCUCCAGGUCGAACAUCCCGUGACUGAAAUGGUCACAGGACAGGAUCUUGUCCACUGGCAGAUUUUGGUAGCUGAAGGAGCCAAGCUUCCUCUAACACAAGAAGAAGUGGAGGAGCGUAUCGCCAAGAGUGGCCAUGGCAUCGAGGCCCGAAUCUACGCCGAAAACCCAGAGCAGGGGUUUAUCCCUGACUCAGGGCGUCUACUCCAUGUGCGAACGCCGGCUACUUCGGAGGACAUUCGCAUUGACGCAGGCUUCGUGGAAGGAGACGAAGUCUCGGCCCACUAUGACCCCAUGAUUUCGAAGCUCAUCGUGCGCGGUGCAAAUCGCGAGGAAGCUCUCCGCAAGCUGGCAGCUGCUUUGGAAGAAUAUGAAGUCGCAGGACCCGUGACCAACAUAGAGUUUUUAAAAGCCAUCUGCAAGAGCCCGGAUUUCAUCGCUGGUGAGGUCGAGACCGGCUACAUCGAGAAGCACCGUGAAGAGCUCUUUCCCUCGACGACUAUUGAGGAGGAAGUCCUAGCGCAGGUCGCAUUGGCCUGUCUACACCGUGACACCGUCUCAGGGGCGCGAUCUUCAGCAGGUGUUGCGGGCUCGACGAUCGGGUUUACUCCUAGCUACCAAGAGCGACAGUUGUCAUUCACUGAGAAUAGUGGUCCAGGGUCCACCGACGGCUCCACGUUCAGUGUGCGAGUGCAGCAGACAGCAGACGACACAUUCAACGUGCAAGUCGGUGGACGAGUCUUCGAACAGGUGGUGAGCCGCCUUGAUUCAGCGUCGCAAAUUGUCACAUCCUUCUUCGCACACACCCGGCUAGAUACAACAGUUAUUCGAGACGAGGACACUAUCAUCGCAUUCCAGCGUGGAACCCAGUACCGGCUCACGGUGCCCCGGGCUAAGUGGAUGGAGAAGGCAUUGGGACUGAAGGAUGUGACAAACAGUGUCUUGGCCCCAAUGCCAUGUAAAGUUCUGCGGGUGGAAGUGCAGGUGGGAGAUGUGGUGGAGAAAGACCAGCCGUUGGUUGUUAUCGAGAGCAUGAAGAUGGAGACGGUCAUUCGCAGUCCACAACGGGGCACCAUUGCACGGGUCGUGCAUAAAAAAGGAGUAAGUCACGCACCUUGCCCCUGA
This is a messenger RNA of Penicillium digitatum Pd1, 1635 nucleotides long. Its product is annotated as acetyl/propionyl/methylcrotonyl-CoA carboxylase subunit alpha. The record is from RefSeq and is a predicted model, not a curated record. NCBI's taxonomy places the organism in Eukaryota, Fungi, Ascomycota, Eurotiomycetes, Eurotiales, Aspergillaceae. Gene Ontology annotation, molecular function: metal ion binding; methylcrotonoyl-CoA carboxylase activity; ATP binding. Gene Ontology annotation, cellular component: mitochondrion.